AUGUGCGACGAGGACGAGACCACUGCGCUCGUGUGUGACAAUGGCUCUGGCCUGGUGAAGGCCGGCUUCGCCGGGGAUGACGCCCCUAGGGCUGUGUUCCCCUCCAUCGUGGGCCGCCCUCGCCACCAGGGCGUCAUGGUGGGUAUGGGUCAGAAGGACUCCUAUGUAGGCGAUGAAGCCCAGAGCAAGAGAGGUAUCCUGACCCUGAAGUACCCCAUUGAACAUGGUAUCAUCACAAACUGGGACGACAUGGAGAAGAUCUGGCACCACACCUUCUACAAUGAACUGCGUGUCGCCCCUGAGGAGCACCCCACCCUGCUCACUGAGGCUCCUCUUAACCCUAAAGCCAACCGUGAAAAGAUGACCCAAAUCAUGUUUGAGACCUUCAACGUCCCUGCCAUGUAUGUGGCCAUCCAGGCUGUGCUGUCCCUGUAUGCCUCUGGCCGUACCACUGGUAUCGUGCUGGACUCUGGUGAUGGUGUGACACACAAUGUCCCCAUCUAUGAAGGGUAUGCCCUGCCCCAUGCCAUCAUGCGCUUGGAUCUGGCUGGCCGUGACCUCACUGACUACCUGAUGAAGAUCCUGACUGAGCGUGGCUAUUCCUUCGUCACCACAGCUGAACGUGAGAUUGUCCGUGAUAUCAAGGAGAAGCUGUGCUAUGUGGCGCUGGACUUUGAGAACGAGAUGGCCACCGCUGCCUCUUCCUCCUCCCUUGAAAAGAGCUAUGAGCUGCCUGAUGGACAGGUCAUCACCAUUGGGAAUGAACGUUUCCGUUGCCCAGAAACCCUCUUCCAGCCUUCCUUCAUUGGUAUGGAGUCUGCAGGGAUCCAUGAGACAACCUACAACAGCAUCAUGAAGUGCGACAUUGACAUCAGGAAGGACCUGUAUGCCAACAAUGUCAUGUCUGGGGGUACCACCAUGUACCCAGGUAUUGCUGACCGCAUGCAAAAGGAGAUCACAGCUCUGGCCCCCAGCACAAUGAAGAUCAAGAUCAUUGCCCCACCUGAGCGCAAGUACUCUGUCUGGAUUGGUGGCUCUAUCCUGGCCUCCCUGUCCACUUUCCAGCAGAUGUGGAUCACAAAGCAGGAAUAUGAUGAGGCUGGCCCAUCCAUUGUCCACCGUAAAUGCUUCUAAACAUGUUUACGUGAUCACUCUGCCAACCAUGCUCAGGAUGACAACCUUCUAGGUUGCAGGCUGCCCUGGACCUGCAACAGCCAUGUAACUUUCUAUUUUGUAACAAUUUCUGGUUACUGUUGCUGCAAAGCUCCAGCUGACACAAUGUAUGUAAAGUGUACAUAAAUUAAUUUAUUUUACCUCACUUUGUUUGUUUUUAAAACCAAUGCCCCAUGGAAGGAAACAAAAAACUUCAAGAAGCAUUAAAUCAUCAGUCAUUC
Molecule: messenger RNA, 1394 nt
Organism: Indicator indicator
Lineage: Eukaryota; Metazoa; Chordata; Aves; Piciformes; Indicatoridae
Gene: ACTA1
Product: actin alpha 1, skeletal muscle
Exons: 6
Coding region: 1-1134 (377 amino acids)
Biological process (GO): skeletal muscle thin filament assembly; vascular associated smooth muscle contraction
Cellular component (GO): cytoplasm; striated muscle thin filament; actin filament
Source: RefSeq, a predicted model, not a curated record